This is a messenger RNA of Asterias rubens (European starfish), 4253 nucleotides long. Its product is annotated as A disintegrin and metalloproteinase with thrombospondin motifs 3-like. Lineage: Eukaryota; Metazoa; Echinodermata; Asteroidea; Forcipulatida; Asteriidae. Gene Ontology annotation, cellular component: extracellular matrix. The transcript is spliced from 23 exons. Gene Ontology annotation, biological process: extracellular matrix organization; proteolysis. Gene Ontology annotation, molecular function: metalloendopeptidase activity. The coding region runs from base 60 to 3893 and encodes 1277 amino acids. The record is from RefSeq and is a predicted model, not a curated record.
UUAGAUUGUUGCAGCACAAGGGAGAAAGUUAUUGGAGAAAGUACAGGAUUCUUAGCAGUAUGGUAUUGAGGGUAUUUUCUACGUGGAGCCAACUGCAACUGUUGUCAAUAGUUGGCAUUGUUUUACACCUCACUGCUGAUACUUUAAGGGUUUCGGGAGCCAGUAUUCCAAACAAUUUACCACUGCAGAAAAAACACUAUCAUCUUCUGUCAAAACUUUCACAUUAUGAAGUAGUCCAGCCAUACAGAUCAACCCCAGAUGGGCAGUUCUUAAGUCAUGACCUGUCAACUUCAAAAGAAGAGGAAAAAGAUGUUUAUGAGCGUGCUAAAAGAGACACUCUUCUAAACAGAGAUGGGAGAUCACGCUACCAACGAAGUGCUCCUGAAGAUGACAGCCAAGGGCUCAAACAUCACUUCAGAGUGGAUGCAUUUGGUGUUGAGAUCCGCUUAAAUGUUACCAGGAAUCGAUUUAUUGUAACACCUAAGAUGAAGGUUGAGUUGCAUAAAGAAGAUGGUACCAAGAAAGUUUAUAGACCGAAUACACUUUGCUUCUAUUCUGGUGGUGUAGAUAACAGUCCACGAUCUUCAGUUGCUAUUAGCAAUUGUGAUGGAUUGAGCGGUUUCAUAAAAACUGGUGAUGAAGAAUUUAUCAUUGAACCAUUGGUGUCUACUAUUGGUCAAUCUGGGGCCAAUAUCUCUGAGGGUCAUCUUCACAUCAUGUACAGAACCAAAGACUUCACCCUAGAGUCAACAAAGCUCAUGGCAGAUUUGACCUUUGACCUGCACCAUGACACCCCAGAGAGGAAUAUAUCCCAAGAGGAACCCUUCUCAAGUUCAGAACGUGAGAGACGACGGGCUGGAGAUCCAGGACAGAAACACUUUGUUGAGACACUUCUUACUGCUGACUACUCUAUGACAAGUUUUCAUGGGAUAGACUAUGUGCCAACCUAUCUUCUUACCAUGUUGACUAUUGUCAAUAUGGCUUACCAUCAUGACUCCAUGUCAGCUGAUAUCCAAUUUGCUGCAUCAAGGAUCAUCCUUCUAAGCUAUGAACAGUCUGCCAGCAUGGUUGUAGAGCGUCAAGCACAGGCAAGUUUAGCUCAUAUCUGCCGUUGGUCAUCAACACAGACUGUUCGAGAUGAAAACUCUGCAAACCACCAUGAUUUAGCUGCAUUUAUUACCAGAUUAGAUUUCGGACCAGCAGGUUAUGCUCCAGUGACUGGAAUGUGUGAUAUGAGAAGAAGCUGUGCCCUUGCUAGAGACGAGGGUCUACUGUCGUCCUUUGUGGUCGCACACGAAGCUGGACAUGUAUUUGGUAUGGAGCACGAUGGAUCUGGAAAUACUUGUACAGAGGAUCCCUAUCUUGGCUCCAUUAUGGCACCUGUCGUCAUUUCAACUUACAAUAAUCAUUUCUGGUCAGAAUGCAGUAAUGCAGAACUUCUUCGAUACCUUAGAGCUUACACCUGUUUAGAGGAUUCUCCAUUUGAAAGUGGCCUUCCAGAGUUAGAUGGAUAUCCAGGGGAAUGGUACGAUAUGAAUGAUCAGUGUAAAUUUGACUUUGGUGAAGAAUUUGAACUUUGUGGAACUCCAGAGGAAUCUAAAUCUUGUCAUCAAUUAUGGUGUAUUGAUCCCUGGGAUCCCCAGUACUGUCGUACCAAGAAGGGACCAGCACUGGAUGGGUCUGCUUGUGGUAGCGACAAGUGGUGCAUUCAAGGAAUCUGUGUUUAUAGAGACAUGGGCCGACAGAAUGGGGAGUGGAGUAAAUGGUCCCAAUGGAGUGAUUGCUCCUACCCAUGUGAUGUUGGUGUUGAAGUCAGAAUUAGGAAAUGUGAUAACCCAGCGCCCUCUCAUGGAGGAAAAGACUGCAAAGGAGAAUCUUAUGAAUACCGUCUGUGUAAUACCAAGAAAUGUGUUGGUGAUUUGGAAGACAGAAGAGCUAAGCAGUGUGAAGACAAUCUAGCCAGCUUUACUCACAGAUCAACAAUUCACUCAUGGCUCCCAUUUGAGAAUAGAAAUAAAACAUUACAGUGUCGAUUAACAUGCAUCUCCAGUAAGACAGAAGAUGUUGUUGUGACGGACUACAAUGUGACGGAUGGAACACCUUGUUCAUAUGAUGACCAUCACAGUAUCUGUGUACAAGGCCAAUGUGUGAAACUAGGAUGUGACAAAGUUGUUGAUUCAAGCAAAGUCGAAGACAGAUGUGGAAUAUGUGAAGGAGAUAGUAGCCAGUGUAACUUCAUUCAGAAACAUUUUUACAGUGAGCCAAAGAAAAAGUAUCAACAGAUUGAUGCAUUACCUGCUGGGUCACGCUAUGUCGACGUCAGGGAAAACACACACACGGAUAGCUUUAUUGCAUUAAGAAAAGCCGACAAGUCUUACAUACUGAAUGCUCGUAGCACCCAGUCUGGACCACAUUCUUUUAUUGAAGGCAGAGCUAGAUUUGUUUAUGCCCCUGAUGAGGAUAGACUCUUUACUGUUGGGCCACUUCAAGCAGAUCUGGAUUUGUUGGUUUUCUGGAAAAAGAACAGCAAACCUAUCAACAUAACCUAUAGCUACUAUAUAGAGAAAACUGCUGAUUCUACUAAUACAGAACAAACGGCCUCUGUACAUAUUUUAUCAGCGCCUGCUGUUGUUACAGAUCCCCCUCAUGUUCCUAUACUAGAAGUGGAGUUUAUUUGGCAGGAUAUGGGAUGGACUCGGUGUACUCAAACUUGUGGUGGAGGUUUCUCUUUCCAUAGCUUCCAGUGUAUUAAGAACAGUGAUGACUCAAGAGUGAAGAAAACCUUUUGUGGACAGGGCAGCUACAACCCUAAGGCAUCCAAGAAACCUUGCAAUCAACAAUCCUGUGAUGAAACUAUAAUUGAACCAGAAACAGCCCCUUUAGUUACAACCCAAAUGCCACAACCUGCCACAUCUAAGCUUAUCACAACUACUCUGCCUGCAACUACAACAACCCAGCAAACUACAACACAGCGUACCACUACAACACAGCGUACCACCACAACCCAGCAAACUACAACAAAGCCUCCAACAACAACCCAGCAAACUACAACAAAGCCUCCAACAACAACCCAGCAAACUACAACCCAGCCUCCCACCACAACCCAGCAAACUUCAACCCAGCCUCCCACUACAACCCAGAAAACUACAACCCAGCCUCCCACUACAACUCAGCCUCCAACAACAAUGCAGACUACCACCAAAAUGACAACCACAGUUCCACCAACGACAACUAUAAGAACAACUCGACCACCAACCACUCCUACAGUGACAAAGAAACCCUUUAAACCAUCAGGAGGAGGAAAGAAGAAACCUGUCUUUAAGUGGCAAGUAGAUGAAUGGAACCCGUGCUCUCAUACCUGUGGUUCUAAUGGUGUCCAAUCACGAGGGGUACGCUGUAUAAAAAAAAAUGGUAGAAAGGUGUCAUCUACUGCAGCUGAGAGGUGUAUUGAGGAGAAGCCAGCGACUCGUCAGAAUUGCAACCAGGAACUUUGUCCAGCAUUCUGGAGUAUUGGGGAUUGGUCUAGUUGUACCGUCACUUGCGGAGAUGGGUUCAUGAGUCGUACAGUUAUGUGUGGAGCCCCUACAGAUAAUCCGGAAGAAUUUAAUUGUUUUGAAGAUCGACCAAUGGACACAAGUCCCUGCAAUCUUGGAGAGUGCCCUGUAGAAGAAAAUGUGUGUACUCCUCUGCAGAGUGUUAUCUGUAACCCUGAUUCAUUCCGCACGUACUGCAAUUUGCCUAACUAUAGUGAUGUUUGCUGUACAACUUGUGAAGAGCAAGAACAAAAUCAACAAGAGAAAGAAACCACUGUAGAAGUAAACCCUCAGGAAAAGAAAAAGAAGAAGAAGAAAAAGAAGAAAGGCCGUGGACGAUCUGGAAGGAGACAACUGUAGAUGACAUGCAAAACAAAGUUUUCCUCCAUUAUCUUUAUUCUUAUUUUUUAGCAUACGAAGACCAAUUUAGUUUGAACAUCUUUAUUUGUAAAUCGAGUUAAACUAACCAGCAGAGUAUGAUUGAAAUGGCCCACCUUAUGCAAAUGAGUCCUUUGUGCUGAGCAAUCCAAAUGGUUUUCUUUUUCAUGGUACUUAAUUUCAUUGCAAUUUUAAGGAUGGGUACUUUUUAAACACCAAACACAAUGUCCACAGAUUUACAUUAACUUUUUGACUCGUGGUCACCGAGACAAAAAUUGUUUUCCUGACAUUGUUUUACUCAUUUCUCAAAAACUACAGCACCCCAGCAAGUAAUAUUUUCAG